CCGAAGACACGCGACCUGUGGUGAAUUGACAGGAGACUCUCUCUCGUCUGGUUUGCAGACUGCAGCAAGAAGAACUUUGUGACACGACAUCUGUACAAUGGCCGACAAGCUUUUCAAGGUGAGAACGAAGUUCGUGGAACAGGUGUCCAUACCAACUCUUUAUCGGCUCCUAGACAACAUUCUGGAGGAUGACAUUGUGAACAACGACAUACUGGAGGGGAAAAGCAGCAGAGACAACAAGGCGCGCUGCCUCAUCGACACGGUGAUGAAGAAAGGCGAUAAAGCCAGCAUGAAGAUGAUCGCUCACCUUCAAAACUGUGAUCGCGUUCUUUACUCUGAGCUGGGCCUCGGCCCGCUACCGCCUGCUCCCCCGGCGGCAGAGCCUCGGAGCAUUAAGGAGGAGUCAACCACACUCAUCCCCGCUACUGAGGAUUUCUGGAGGAAUAAACAGAACAAGAAAGAUAUUUACCCUGUGACCAAAGAUAACUAUAGGAAUCGUGUGGCGCUGCUUAUCACCAAUAUAAAGUUCAAGCUUAAGAGAUUAGACAGAGAUGGAGCUGAGAAAGACGAGGAGAACGCAGAGAAACUUCUCACAGAUCUGGGAUACGAGGUGGUGAAAUACACAAACCUCACUGCAAAGGCCAUCGAUAAUGCUGUAAUCAAGUUCUCUGAACAUCCAAAACUCCGGGAGACAGACAGCGUGAUGGUGGUUAUCGGGUCUCACGGGGAACUGGGAAUUAUCCUAGGUGUUGACUGGACACCACAUGAACCGGAUGAGUUCCCAAUCGACAACAUUUAUAAACACUUGAGUCCAGAGAAAUGUCCGGCUCUGCUGAACAAAACUAAAAUCCUCAUCAUCCAGGCCUGCAGAGGAGGUGAGAAAGGCGCUGUGCUGGUGAGCGACUCUGCGGCUGGGCCUGAUGAAAUCAGACACGGAGGGUUUUCUCCUGAUAGUUGGCAAAGAAUCGAACACAGAGAAAAAGACUUCAUCUCUCUUCUCUCCUGCACGCCUGGCACCAUGGCAUAUAGAGAUCCGGUUCUCGGGUCUAUGUUAAUCCGGUUUACUGUCAACGUAUUCAACACGGCCGCAAACGAGGAUGACAUUGAGGAACUUUUCAGAAAAGUCAUGCAACGCUUUGAAGAGUACCGCCCUUCAAACAAAAGGCAGAUGGCGACCAAGGACAGAUGCACACUGACAAAACGCUUUUACUUUUAUCCAGGUCUCAAUCUUGUUUGAGAUAUUCCUGUUAUAAACGUGUUAUGAUAUCUUCAGGGGUUGUACACGUGUUCAUAAUGUGUGCUAUUGGCACAUAGGGGAUCUAUUUACUUCAACGGCCCAUGUCUUUUUCAGUUUUGUAUUAUUACAUUUCUACCCUUGGGUUAGGGUUUGGCCAGAGAAUCUUUUUUAACCCAGGGUUAAGGGUUGCAUACGGUCUAUGUGCAGAUCUUAGCUGACACUGGUUGAGAGGUGGGGGACACCCUGAUAUCUCAGGGUUGUGUGUGUGUGAUAUAAGCAGUUAAGGAAAAGUACAGUGAACUUUCAUACUUUUGUAUUUUUACUUGUGUAAGAUUCAUCAACAACAGUUCACACUGUGAUGUAACAUUUAUGAGUAAACAAGAAAAGUUAAAAUAAAUAUGAGAAUUGAAAAGACAA
This is a messenger RNA of Limanda limanda (common dab), 1654 nucleotides long. RefSeq names its product caspase a-like. Lineage: Eukaryota; Metazoa; Chordata; Actinopteri; Pleuronectiformes; Pleuronectidae. Gene Ontology annotation, molecular function: cysteine-type endopeptidase activity. Bases 98 to 1237 code for a protein of 379 amino acids. The record is from RefSeq and is a predicted model, not a curated record. Gene Ontology annotation, biological process: proteolysis; regulation of apoptotic process. The transcript is spliced from 8 exons.